This is a messenger RNA of Desarmillaria tabescens, 636 nucleotides long. RefSeq names its product Cupredoxin. NCBI's taxonomy places the organism in Eukaryota, Fungi, Basidiomycota, Agaricomycetes, Agaricales, Physalacriaceae. The record is from RefSeq and is a predicted model, not a curated record. The transcript is spliced from 7 exons. Bases 1 to 636 code for a protein of 211 amino acids.
AUGCGCUUCUUCGUCGUUGCUGCCGCUAUUGCUUCUAUCGCCUCUGCCGCCAACAUUACGGUCAAGGUUGGCGAGAAUAGCGGUCUUACCUUUGACCCCACAUCCGUCACCGCCGCCGAGGGUGAUAUUGUUCAGUUCCAGUUCCUGGCCAAGAACCAUACCGUCACGCAGUCAACCUUUGCAGAUCCAUGCCAAAAGAUGACUACGCCAUCGGAAGGCGUUGACUCAGGUUUCGUCCCAGUCUCCAACGCGAGCACAGAAGUCCCUAUGUGGUCUUUCACCGUCAACAAUGCCUCUGCUCCUUUAUGGUUCUACUGUGCACAGACCGGCCAUUGUGCUAAGGGCAUGGUCUUUGCUAUCAACCCAACUGCCAACAAGAGUUUUGCUGCGUUCCAGGCAGCUGCAAUGGCUUCGACCACAAACACGACUUCAUCCUCGUCGGCGUCAGGCAGUGCUGCGUCCGGCACCUCCUCUAGCACUCGUUCAGCUGCCUCAGGUGCCGCUUCAAAUACAGCAGCCACUAGCGCAAGUGCUGGUGCCGCUAGUGGGAGCUCUGCAGCUAACGGUGCGACGAGCAUCAGCUACAACACAGUCCUUUUGAUGGUGGCAUUUGCUGUCGGUGGGAUGUUACUAUAG